AUGUCACUGGAUUUCGUUCAAACACUUCCAUACGAUUCAAUAACAUCAAUAGUACGAAAAGCUGCAUAUGGCUUAGUUACAACUUGUAUAAUUGGUACUGCCGUCUAUGCUGGAUAUCGUGUAGCUGCACCGGAGAAAUACUCUAAUAAACGACAUCGACAUCCUGAGCUAAAUGACCAAAUCGAAAAAGUACUUGAUUCAUUAAAAAUUUCUGACGAACAAUUGAUACAUAUAAUGCAUAUAUUAGAAGAAGAAAUGAGUGCUGGUCUUUCACCCAUAACACAUAAACAAGCAACUGUCAAAAUGUUUCCAACAUAUGUACGAAAUAUUCCAAAUGGUACAGAAAUGGGUCAUGUACUUGCAUUGGAUUUAGGUGGAACAAAUUUUCGUGUUCUCUUAAUUGAUUUACAUGGAAAUUCAAAAAUUGAAUUAACAUCGAAAAUUUUUGUUAUUCCACAAUCAAUUAUGAUUGGAGAUGGAAAAAAUUUAUUUCGACAUUUAGCUGAAUGUUUAGCAGAAUUUAUGAAAAAAGAAAACUUAUUACAUUCAGGAAUAUGUUAUCCAUUGGGUUUUACAUUUUCAUUUCCUUGUAAACAAGAAGGUCUCGCAUCUGCUCGAUUAACAGCAUGGACAAAAGGUUUUAGUUGUUCAGGUGUUGUUAAUGAAGAUGUUGUUAAACUUUUACAAGAAGCUAUUGUUGAAAAGGGUAUUAAUGCUAAAUGUGUAGCGCUAGUCAAUGAUACAGUUGGCACAUUAAUGGCAUGUGCAUAUAAAGAUCCAUCAACAGCUAUUGGUCUUAUAUUAGGUACAGGAACAAAUGCAUGUUAUAUUGAAAAUUUAGAUAAAGUUGGUACAUGGAAUGGUGAUUAUAAUGAACCAAAACAAGUUAUUAUAAAUAUGGAAUGGGGUGCAUUUGGUGAUAAUAGUCGUUUAAAACAUAUACGAACAAAAUAUGAUCAAGAAGUUGAUAUUUCAUCAAUAAAUCCUGGCAAACAAAUCUUUGAAAAAAUGAUAUCAGGAAUGUAUAUGGGUGAAAUUGUACGUUUAAUAAUAUUAGAUUUACUUCAACAAGAACUACUUUUUCUUGGUCAUCGUGAUACAUAUGGAGAUUAUAAAACUCCACUUUAUAAUCGAGGUGGUUUUUAUACAAAAUUUGUUUCAACUGUUGAAACUGAUGAAGGUAUUCAAUUUUCAAAUACACGUCGAGUACUUGAAGAUAUUGGUAUUCAUAAUCCAACAUUUGAUGAUUGUACUAUUGUUCAACAUAUUUGUCGACAAGUAUCAAAACGAGCUGCACGAUUAGCUGGUGCUGGUUUAGCUGUAUUAAUUAAUCGUAUUGGAAAAUCGAAUAUUACAGUUGGUGUUGAUGGAUCACUCUAUCGAUAUCAUCCACGUUUUAAACGCAAUAUGGAAAGAUGUAGUGGUAAAGGUGCCGCAAUGGUUGCCUGCGUUGCUGAGCGAAAUCUUUUCAAAAUAUCUGAUGAACAUGAUAAAGAAACGAAUGAUUAUGAAACAGUAAACUAA
This is a messenger RNA of Adineta steineri, 1524 nucleotides long. The record is from the annotation of a GenBank genome assembly. NCBI's taxonomy places the organism in Eukaryota, Metazoa, Rotifera, Eurotatoria, Adinetida, Adinetidae.